Molecule: messenger RNA, 6530 nt
Organism: Nilaparvata lugens (brown planthopper)
Lineage: Eukaryota; Metazoa; Arthropoda; Insecta; Hemiptera; Delphacidae
Product: collagen alpha-1(II) chain
Source: RefSeq, a predicted model, not a curated record
AUGGGGAUUUUCAAGAAAGCUAUCCUCAUCACCACACCUCAGACGAUAAGGAGUCAGCGACCAACUAACGGUGACAAAGAGGUUGUUCUGAACAUAGAAGACCCUGAGAAAACUCAAUAUUUGGAGCAAAAUUUCAAUACCAGCUCCUACAACUUUGGUUACGAGCUUGGUCCAGAUGGGCAGUUUCACCAUGAGAACAGGGGACCAGAUGGAGUUGUCUACGGAUGCUAUGGCUACAUAGAUCCUGAUGGCAAUCUACGAGUCACCCACUACCUCUCUGAUGGAUGGGGUUACCGGGUGGUGAAGCCCGGGGAAGACAUAGAAUUGUUCCUCCACCCCCAUGAACACCAUCAAGAACCUGAACAGAGCAUCGAUCAUGAAAGCCAUGGAGAACACCAUGGAAAUCAUGGAGAACAUCAUGAGAAUCAUGGAGAGAAUCAUGAACAUCAUCACGAACAUCAUGGUCAGAUAACACCAUGGAAGGAUUUGUAUUUCCCCAAAGGAUGUGGAAAUCUGAUGGGUAACAUCACACAGACUCCACAGUUUCCUGGAAAUCCACCAGUAAAUGUAGGCACAUCUGGACAACCCUCGGUGACUGGUACAGGAAGUUCAACAACCUCAAAUCAACCUCAGAGACCAGGAUCAGGACAAGGUGUUGCAGUGGGAAGCCCUGGGAGCUCAAGCACAACAGGACCUCAAGGAUUGGUGACAGGAGUACGUCCUCAAAGACCAGGUACAGGUGGAACUCCACAGCCACUCAGACCAAGUGGACAGUCACCAAGUCCAGGAUCGAAUUUGGGUGGAUCCCAGGGUCCAAACCCUCAAGGAUCUAGACCUCAAGGGGCAAUACUGCCAGGUCAGAGUUCAACAAAACCUACGGGAAUAGGUGGAUCAGGACCUGGGGGUCCUGGAGGAUUUGGAGGACCUCAAGGACAAGGAGGGCCACAAGGAUCUGGUGGUCCUGGAGGAUUUGGAGGUCCUCAAGGACCAGGAGGGCCACAAGGACAUGGUGGUCCUGAAGGAUUUGGAGGACCUCAAGGACCAGGAGGGCCACAAGGACCUGGUGGUCCUGGAGGAUUUGGAGGACCUCAAGGACCAGGAGGGCCACAAGGACCUGGUGGACCUCAAGGACCUGGAGGACCUCAAGGACCUGGAGGAACUCAAGGACCAGGAGGACCUCACGGACCUCAAGGACCAGGUGGACCUUUUGGUCAAGGUUCACAAGGACAAGGCGGGCCACAAAGACCCGGAGGACCUCAGGGAUCUGGAGGACCUUUUAGACCUGGAGGAAUAGGAGGGCUACAGGGGCUAGAAGGGCCUCAAGGUUCAGGGGGGCCACAAGGACCAGGAGGACCUCAAGAAACAGGAGGCCAACAGGGACCGGGAGGACUACAUGGACAAGGAGAGCCACAAGGGCCAGGAGCACCACAAGGACAUGGAGGGCCACAAGGGCUGGGAGGGCCACAAGGACAAGAAGGGCUUCAAGGACCAGGAGGGCCACAAGGACCUGGAGGACCCCAGGGACCAGGAGGGCCACAAGCACCUGGAGGACCUCAGGGACCUGGAGGACCUUUGGGACAUAGACCACAAGGACAAGGAGGACCACAAGGACCUGGAGGACCACAUGGACCUGGAGGGUCUUCGGUUCAUGGACCACAAGAACAAGGAGGACCACAAGGACCUGGAGGACCUUUAGGUCAUGGACCACAGGGACAAGGAGGACCACAAGGGUCAGGAGGACCACAAGGACCUGGAGGACCACAUGGUCCUGGGGGACCACAUGGUCCUGGAGGACCACAUGGUCCUGGAGGACCUUCGGGUCAUGGACCACAAGGACCAGGAGGACCUUUCGGUCAAGGACCACAAGGACAUGGAGAAACACAAGGACCUGGAGGACCCCAGGGACCAGAAGGACCACAAGGACCAGGAGGGUCACAGGAACCAGGAGGUUCACAAGGACCAGGAGGUUCACAAGGACCAGGAGGGCCACAGGGACCAGGAGGACCACAAGGUCCAGGAGGACAUUUUGGUAAUGGACCACAAGGACCAGGAGGGGUCACAAGGGUCAGGAGGGCCAUUUGGUCAUGGUCCACAAGGAACAGGAGGCACAAGGACCAGGAGGACCACAAGGACCUGGAGGGCCACUGGGACCAGGAGGACCACAAGGACCUGGAGGACUACAGGGACCAGGAGGACCUUUUGGUAAUGGACCACAAGGACCAGCAGGGUCACAUGGGUCAGGAGUGCCUUCUGGACAUGGACCACAAGGACCAGGAGAGCCACAAGGACCAGGAGGGCACAAGGACCAGGAGGGCACAAGGACCAGGAGGGCCACAAAGACCAGGAGGGCCACAAAGACCAGGAGGGCCUCAAGGACCAGGAGGGCCACAAGGACCAGAAGGGUCACAAGGACCAGGAGGGCAACAAGGACCAGGAGGGCCACAAGGACCAGGAGGGCCACAAGGACCAGGAGGGCCACAAGGACCAGGAGGGCCACAAGUACCACAUCCUGAUGUAACUGAUAGGCCAAGUGUUCCUUCCCACACAUACCUUCCUGGAUCACAAGUUCCUCAACCUGGCUAUCCAGGACAAUCUGUCACUCCUCAACAACCAGUUCCAGGAGGUGGUUCUCCUCAUCAUCCCUCUGAACCAGGACAACAUCCACAACCAGGACAUGGAGGUGGUCCAGGAGAGAUAAAGCCAGUUCCUCAGGGAUCAACAAACGUAAUAGGCACUCAACCAGGUUACCCAGGAGGUGCAGGUCCACAAUAUCAUAAACCAGGUACGGUUCCCAGUGGAGUGAUAGGAAGCAAGCCUCCAUCAAGUUCAUCAGUAUACCCAGUCGACUCUUCACAGCCUGGGGCUUUUGGUGGUCAUGGGAAUCCCAGCUCAUCUGGACAACCAGGAGCUCCAUCAUCCACACAUCCCUCUGGCACUACAGGACAUGGUACAAGUGGUGUACAACCAGGAUAUCCAGGUCAAUUUCAAGGAUACCAACCACAAAAACCGGGGAAUACUGGUAGUGCUCCCGGUUACCCCGGCCAAUCACAACCUGGUUACCCCACAGCUCAUCAACCUGGUUAUCCAAGUCAAACCCAACCAGGUUAUCCAGGCCAGUCUCAACCUGGUUAUCCCGGUCAAGUUCAACCAGGUUAUCCAGGCCAGUCACAACCUGGUUAUCCAAGUCAAACUCAUCCAGGUCAACCUCAGAGGCCUGGUGGUAGUGAGAGGCCACCAAGGCCUGGUUAUCCUAGUGGUAGUGAAACAGGACCCUCCCCAUAUCCUUCUGCUCCUGGACAACCAACUGGUUCAUCCUGCUCGAAUGGUCAAACAUUUUCAAAUGGUCAAUGCAUUCCAACAAGACCAGUGGGUACAGGUCCAGGAUCCCCUGGAGUUCAGGGUUACCCUUCAUACCCAGAUAAUCAAAAGCCGGGGAGCUCCAAUGGAUUCCCUGGAACACCAUACCUUCCUCCUCAUCCUCAGUCUCCUAGUCACAGUUCUGGAUCAAAUCGACCACAAGUCACAACUGCUCCAUCACAACCCACUUAUGGUGGCUCCCCUGCAACAUUGAGUCCAAUAUCAUCCUCCACACCAUCACAUCCUAGCUAUGCUACAGGAGUCACAAAUGAACAACAUCCUAGCUCUGGUUAUCCCACGAAUUCACAGAAGCCUAGCCCAUCAGGUCAAACAUUCAAUCAAGUAUCACAAACAAAUCCACCAUCCUAUGUCCCUGGAUCUCCAGGAAGUGAACAAUAUAAGCCUUGUGGUUCACAAUCAGGGAGUCCAGGAUCCUAUGAUAAUUAUAAUCAGUGUAACUCUGCUGGGUCAGUGACAACAUCAAGACCAUCAUAUUCUACUCAACCUCCCUAUAAACCUAUACAAGUAGGUCCAGUUCACCAAGGAUCAAGUCAACCAACUGGUUAUCCCAGUAAGCCACAACCUCCUGUAACUAGACCACCUCAUCAAGGAGGUGAUACAGUAAGACCAGGAUAUGCCACUAGACCGACCACAGUACCCCCUUUCACAGGAUUUACACAGAAUCCUACCUCAGUCAGACCAUCAGGUCAAAAUGUAUUCACUUCUACAACAAGAUAUCCUUCACAGUAUCCUUCUAGACCAACUGGUUCAACUAAACCAACUGGUUCAGGUGUGACAGGGUAUCCUUCAAAUGUUCCCAGCAAUCAAUUAACUUAUCCAAGUCAUGGUGGCUCUCAACCUCCCAGCUCAGGUGGUACAAGUCAACAGACAGGAUAUCCAGUCAGGCCUGGUGGUGGAGGGAAUGGAGGAUACCCAAGUUAUCCCAAUCAACCGGGGUAUGUUCCUGGAAGUCAAACAAAUAGACCAGGCAGCACACAUUUCCAAAUGACAACAAGUCCCUCAGGAUACCCAGGUUAUCCAAGUCAAUCAACACAGCCACCCUAUAGACCUGGUGGUAGUGGAUAUCCAGGUCAAACCUCAUAUCCUGGACAACAAACAAGUCAAAGACCUCCUCAAACUUUCAGGCCUGGAUAUCCAGGUCAAACAUCUCAACCUGGGUGCUCAGGUUCUCAAACUGGAUAUCCGGGUUCUGGGUCUCAAACUGGUUGCUCUGGUUCAGGAUCUCAAACUGGUUAUCCUGGUUCAGGGGCUCAAUCUGGUUAUCCAGGUUCAUCACAAACCACAUAUCCUGGCUCCGGAUCACAUCAAACUGCUCAUCCUGGUUCAGGAUCUCAAACAAAUUAUCCAAGUUCAGGAUCUCAACCCAAUCAUCCUGGUUCGGGAUCUCAAUCCAAUUAUCCAGGUUCAGGAUCACAGACGAAUUAUCCAAAUUCAGGAUCUCAACCCGAUUAUCCUGGUUUGGGAUCUCAAACCAAUUAUCCAGGUUCAGGAUCUCAAACUAAUUAUCCUGGCUCUGGGACAUCUCAGACUGGAUAUCCACCCUCAGGAUCAACUCCAUAUCCAGGAUUCUCCACCCCACAACCAGGAAGACCAAGCACGAAUGGUUAUCCAACUUACUCUACAGGAAGUCCCCCUCCCUAUCAGCCCAGUCAUACCACUAGUUACCCAGGAUCUAGACCUGGCUACCCAAGUCACCCUCAGAGUUAUCCCGGGCAACCAACAGGUUAUCCAAGUCAUUCUACAGGAUACCCAGGUCAAGGGUACCCAAGUCAGACAACUGGGUAUCCAAGUCAAUCAACAAGUUAUCCCAGCCAAACAACUGGUUUCCCAAGUGGCUCACAAGGAUAUCCUAGCCAUUCCCAAGGUUACCCAAGUUAUACUCCAGGUUACCCAGCUUCAUCUACUGGACCAAGCUCCUCAUAUCCAAUACUGAUAGGCCUGUUACAACUGGCUAUCCUGCUCAAACUUCUCCAACUCAUACCUAGUCAAAGUCCCACUCUGAAACCCAAUCCUCCCAGCUACCAGACCAGUAAACCUGAAUAUGGCAGUGUUACAACAGAAUCAAGUACUUUUGGACAUGGUGAUACUCAACCUGGUUACCCAUCGAAACCUGACUCAGGUUCCAUCGGUGAACCUUCUAAGCCAACUCAUCACCACGGUAGCCAACCUUCCAAACCUGUUAGUACAGGAUCCACAUCAGAAACUGGACAACCUGCUCCUGUACAUCCAGAGAGCAUUUCUCAAUCAUCUGGUGGUAGUUACCCGAGUGGUCCUACUGCAACAUCAAAACCUGAUUCAAUAUACACUGGUCAACCAAUAGUUGUUCCUGAAAGUGGAGGAACUUCCCAAGGUUCAUCUCCUCAUAGUCCUGGUUCUUCUUCUCAAGGUCCAACUCAUGGAGGUUCUUAUUCCCAAGGUCCCACUUCUCAAGGCUCAUCCCAACAAGGUCCUUCUCCUCAAGGUUCAUCUCCCCAAGGCUCUUCAGGUCCAGGAUGCAACUGUUCCCAACCUUCCCAACCCCCUCAACAAUUCGCCAACCCUCCCAACACAUCUCAACCUGUUUAUGUUGUUCCCUAUCCUGUUCCCAUUGUUCCCAGUCCCAGCAUGUGUCCCUGUUACUUCGUUACCUCCGGGAACGGUACAAAUCCAUCUUCAGAUCCCAACCAAGGUUCCCUUCCCCCAGGGUAUGUGGUUGGAUACAUACCAGUUGUUUUCUACCCUUACUGUUCCGGUAAUGGUGAAGACCAACAGCAAGCUAUCAGGCCUUUCUUCCCCUCAGCUUUUGCUGUGCCUUAUCAGUGUAGUCAGUGUAAUUCAGGGGCGUUAUCCAAGAGGGUAGUGAACAAUGAGGCUCAACAGCAGAGUUAUUUCAGGGAUGCAUUGAAGAACAGUCAUUUGUAUGAUGAUAGGGUUAAUGUGCAGUACCAGAAAUCAGUGACAACAAAGAGAGGGAUAUUUGGAGAUCGAAUUAUUCCAAGGAGGAGGAGUGUUUCUCCUGUAGAAUAAAUAAAUAGUUAGUUUAUAGUGAGACUUGUCCACAAGUUAUGUCAUGCUUCCUGGAAUUUAUACCAGUUUGUAGAAGAGUUCAAUGAAAUUUCCAUCUGUAUGCUCUAUAAAAUCGACUUUCUCAUCACUGAUGAGUGAAACUGAAU